Xiphophorus maculatus (southern platyfish) is the source of this 4288-nucleotide messenger RNA. Its product is annotated as cytochrome P450 2J6-like. The record is from RefSeq and is a predicted model, not a curated record. The transcript has 12 exons. Bases 133 to 1635 code for a protein of 500 amino acids. Gene Ontology annotation, biological process: xenobiotic metabolic process. Gene Ontology annotation, molecular function: heme binding; oxidoreductase activity, acting on paired donors, with incorporation or reduction of molecular oxygen, reduced flavin or flavoprotein as one donor, and incorporation of one atom of oxygen; iron ion binding. Gene Ontology annotation, cellular component: intracellular membrane-bounded organelle; cytoplasm. Lineage: Eukaryota; Metazoa; Chordata; Actinopteri; Cyprinodontiformes; Poeciliidae.
UUCCUCAGGGACAACAAACAUUGAUCUGUGCCUUUGCAGACGGUACAGAGCGGAACAUUUUCUUUUUCACGCAAUAUAAUCUUUUUUCCCUGGAAACAAAUUAAAAACUUACUGACCAUCCGCGUUGGCAGAAUGAAUUUGUUUUUUUCCAUAUUUGGUUUCUUUGUUGAUUGGGAUUUAAAGAGUCUGCUGCUGUUUGCAGUUGUUUUCAUCAUCACAGCGGAUUAUGUUAAAAACCGUCGACCACUUGGUUUCCCUCCAGGACCCAGAGCUCUACCAAUUGUGGGAAACGUAUUUACAUGGGACCAAAACAGGCCCCAUGAGAAGCUGAUUGAGUUGGCAAGGACUUAUGGAGAUGUAUACAGUCUAAGAUUUGGUCAGCAAUGGGUAGUGGUGUUAAAUGGAUUUGAUGCUAUGAAGGAGGGUUUGGUUGUAAAUGGAGACAGCAUGGUGGACCGCCCAGUUCUUGCUUUGCAGGAUGAAAUAACAGGCGGAUUAGGUGUUAUAUUCAGUAAUGGAAACAUCUGGAAACAGCAGAGACGCUUUGCUCUUUCAACCCUCAAAUACUUUGGGUUCGGGAAGAAGUCUCUUGAGCCUGUCAUCCUGGAUGAAUUCACACAUUGCGCGGAAGAGAUCCGAGGCUAUAAAGGAAAACGUGUGAAUCCACAUCUCAUCAUCAACAAUGCCGUUUCCAACAUCAUCUGCCAACUGGUCUUUGGCCACCGCUUUGAGUACGGGGAUGAGAAGUUCAUGAAGCUGAUGCUGCUGUUUGACCAGGCACUCCAUAUUCAAACUUCUACUUGGGCACAGCUCUACAAUUCCUUUAAUCUGCUGAUGAGAUUGUUGCCAGGUCCACAUCAGACCGUCAAACAGAUCUGGUACGAUGUGAAGAAGUUCAUACGAGAAGAGCUGAACCAGCACAAGAAGAACUGGGAUCCUUCAAACAACAAAGAUUACAUUGACUGCUACCUGCAGGAGAUUGAAACGAAUAAAGCGCAGAAUGACAACACAUUUGAUGAAGAAAAUUUGAUCAUGUGUGUCCUGGAUCUGUUUGUGGCGGGAUCAGAAACCACAUCCACCACCCUGAGAUGGGCAUUUCUCUUCAUGGCUAAACACCCUGAAAUCCAAGAAAAGGUCCAAGCAGAGAUAGACAGAGUAAUUGGACAGUCCAGACAGCCAUCUAUGGAGGAUCGUGCCAACCUUCCCUACACAGAUGCCGUAAUCCACGAGAUCCUUAGGAUGGGCAACAUAACCCCUCUUGCCUUGCCACACUCUACCAACAAAGAAGUCCAGCUAGGAGGUUACACCAUCCCAAAGGAAGUGCUGAUAAUCCCAAAUAUAGCUUCAGUGCUGUUUGAUAGGAAAGAAUGGGAAACACCUUUCACCUUUAACCCGGCACACUUCCUGAAUGAGAAGGGCAAGUUUGCAAAAAAAACAUCUUUCAUCCCUUUCUCUGCUGGAAAGCGUCUGUGUCUGGGAGAAAACCUGGCCAGGAUGGAACUUUUCCUCUUUUUCACAUCCUUCAUGCAGCACUUCAAUUUCUCAAUGCCGGCUGGAGUAAAAGUUGUGAUGGAUUACCGCGCAGGCGUCACUCUGGCACCAAAACCGUAUGAAAUCUGCAUAACACCACGCUAAGACCAACGUUUUCAUUAUUUUAAAGAAAUGCAGGAGCAAAAAACAUACCUGCCAUGCGUUUCUGACCACAAACAUCUCUACACGAGUCAGGUGGAGAGUAACCAAUUUCUGCUGUUUAAAUGCAUACUGUGACAUUUGUUUUUUUUUUCAAUUGUGAACACUUCUACAUAAUUGCAAAUUUUGUUUAGAAGAGUGUCUUACAGAAAAAAAUACCUAGAAAAAACAAUUUCAGGUAGUUUUGGAAGAGCGAUCAAGCCAUUUCGCAAUGAUUUGGUGUUCAUCAUUCAGCAAACAAGCACAAUGAUUGACAUACUGAAAAUCGAAAAAACAUUUUUAAUCUUUCAAUGUGUGAAUACAAAUUCCUCCAGAAUUGGGAGAAAAUGCAAAACAAACCAAUAACUACACCUAGGCGUUUAGAGGCCACAAACAAGUUUUCAGUUAAAAAAUAAUAAAAACAGACAUUUUAUGAUUGUAUAGGUAGAAAACCAAAAAAAAAACAUAAAAAUGAACAUGUAUGUUUCAGAGAUAGAAGAUCUAAAGUGAAGGAGAACCCCGUCAGCAUUUUUCAGAGAAAUUAAUAGGAACAUGGCAGUACAGAAAAGGUUUGCAUAGCUGCUUCAUUGCAACAAAUCAAAAGGAAUCAACAUUCAUUAAUUAUUCCUAUUAAUACAGUGUAUUUUGCUUAUUUUGGUUUUGCAGUUUUAAAUUGUUUGCUUGUUGUGAUUUGAUGCUCUACUGUUCUCCUCCCAGAAGAUAUUAAAAAUGUACUUGCUUUACUUUGAACUGAAUCCACUACUUUACUGCAUCAACAUCUGUUCUCCAUUUAAUUUAAUUCAAAUGUAUUUUAUUUUAUUUCAUUUUAGUUUAUGUUUUAAUCUUUGUUCAGGGUAAUUCAUGGUGCUUUAAAAGAAAAAACAGGCAAUAAAACUCAUUAGAAACACAUAAUGCUUUGGAAAUUUUGAUUUUAGAAAAUAAAUCUUUAAGUGCCAUAUAAAAGUAACAUUAUGUGGAAAUAUAAACACAUAAUAAAUGUACUAAUUAUGUAUAAUUAUGGUCCAGGAAACACUGAGUGAGCAGGUAUCUGAUAAUCUCAAUGAUCUACAUUUAUUUUUUACCUGACCAGUACCUCUGAAAUAUCUUUAGGCCAAAAUUCCUUAAGUGCUUUGUAAUCCAUUGAAACAAUUUCACAUUCGAUCCAUUUAUAAAUCCUGAGCAAGCUCAUUCUUUUCAGUCCUCUUUUUUUGCCUUUAACUUUUCAUGCAAAAACAAUGAGACUAGCACAACAUGCUGGCUCUGUCCAGCAUGUAUUGUGGUAUUACACAUAUAGAUUUGGCCCAGCUCUGAAUUAGCAAAAUGACCUAAAAUGGUGUGUUUUAGACCCAGCAGUCUAAAAACUGCAUAUGUUGCCAUGGUUACUGACCCUGGUAAGUGAAGCAGCUUCAAGAUUGCUUUUAUUGAAAUUCCCAAACUGAUUCAAACUGACUCACUAAACCUGCUACGUCCCCCUCAAUAAGAGUCGGAUGUUUUUAGUAUGUUUUUAGUAUGUCCUCAUAUUAUUAUUUUAGCCCUGAAAGUGUGAGUACUUGCUACCUUUACCCUUUUCCAUACCUAAAAGCAUGUAUUGAAAAGCAUACUUUGGCCCUUUUUGCAAAAAAAUCUGCAACAGCUGAAAUUAUCCUUGGUAAUCUAUUUAGGCAAUUACUGCCAAAUAAACCAAUUUUCACCUAAAUGAAGUGCUUAUAAAUCCCAACCAUCCAAGUAUGGAAUAACACAAAUUCAGCACUGUUGGUCAUUCGAAUGAAGCCCAAAAUUAUACCAGUUCUGUUUGUCCAGUGUAUGCCCAUUAAUGAAAGUGGAAAUGCAACAUAGAUUUAGUCAGAUUAAUAAAAUAUUGAUUACAAAAGCAAGCAAGACCACUAAAUGACUAAAUGAGGAGGAACUGUUGACAAUAUGUGUUUAUUUUUGAACUGGUCAUUACAGCCUGGAGAGAUUCCACAUGAUGUCACUGUGAUGAAUAUUCUGCAGUCCAUGAAUGUCUAAACAGAUAUUUGCAAACUCUCUUUUGACAUCACAUAAUGGAGAAGUACUUGCUUGAAUUGACCAUGAGUUACUAAUUAUGUUGCUCAACAGCACAGAGUGCGAAGAUGUUUUGCUUCCCUUUUAAACAACGGAAGGUACAGACCUGAUUCCAGGUGUUUGUUAUCUGCUGAUUUGACUUAAAUCCCUGUGAUUUACACUUGAAUUGAUCUUAAUUUAUUUGUACUUGUUGCAACUUUUUUCUGAAAAGAUAAGAUUAUCCUAGUUACAAGCUUGUUUUUGCAAUUUUUAAACAGAAAAAAUGUCAAACGGAUGUAUGUCGAGAUCAUAAAAUCCCUUCUCUGCAGAAAAGCUUGCAGACAAAUGCACGAUUUCCUAAAACCUCCUGGUGGCUCUGUGUUCCUUAUAAGAAGAAAAAAAAGACCCAUUUCAAACAAGAUGUUGUCCAGUUUUCAAUUUCUUCAGCCUCAGUGAGAGAAAAGAGCUUCAGCACAAACUCACAGGAUGCAGAAGUUAGUUCUGGGGUCUGGAUUUCUCCUUCUUCUGACAGUCCUAUAUCUACUUAUAAUGAGGACGACACUCCAGAUUCAGUCCAAUCAGUCUUCGCCAAAAAAAC